Molecule: messenger RNA, 4785 nt
Organism: Cottoperca gobio
Lineage: Eukaryota; Metazoa; Chordata; Actinopteri; Perciformes; Bovichtidae
Product: guanine nucleotide exchange factor VAV3-like
Exons: 27
Coding region: 197-2731 (844 amino acids)
Biological process (GO): regulation of GTPase activity; cell migration; intracellular signal transduction
Cellular component (GO): cytoplasm; plasma membrane
Molecular function (GO): protein binding; guanyl-nucleotide exchange factor activity
Source: RefSeq, a predicted model, not a curated record
CCGAGGGGGUUUCAUUGCAGCCUACCCCACAGCUGUGCAGCGCUCAAAAGCUGCAGCCACUCUCUCCGUCCUCCAGAGGCGAUGCUGGAGUUAGGAGAGACGAGCAGACGGUUAUCAUGCCGUGCACAGGCUUAAAAUAGGGACAAAGUUUUUUACAUUUGGUACUAACCUGCUGUUUUCACCGCUCUCCGACAAAAUGGAAUAUUGGAGGCAGUGUGCGAUGUGGCUGAUCAGCUGCAACGUGCUGCCGGCGAACCACCGGGUGACUGCGGACGCGGCGCAGGUGUUUGACUUGGCGCAAACCCUGCGGGACGGGGUGCUGCUGUGCCAGCUGCUCAACAACUUGAGACCUCACACUAUCAACCUGAAGGAGAUCAAUCUCAGGCCACAGAUGUCACAGUUCCUGUGCUUGAAGAACAUCCGCACAUUCCUGACGUCUUGCUGUGAAGGGUUUGGGAUGAGGAAAAGUAAUUUAUUUGAAGCCUUCGAUCUCUUCGACGUUCGAGACUUUGGAAAGGUUAUGGACACUCUAUCCAAGCUCUCCUACACAGCGACUGCACAGCAAGCAGGAUUCAAGCCGUUUCCAACAGAGGAGAGCCUAAAAGACGAGGACAUUUACAAUAAUCUGGAAGACUUGAUUGAUGAGAAUGCCCCCGAGGACGAGGAUGACUUGUAUGCAGCGGUCUACGGGCUGGAAGAAGACUAUGCUGGUGGAGAGAUCUAUGAAGACCUCAUGAGGACUGAGCUGCAUCCCCCAUUGAAGCAGGUGGAGGUGGAUGUCCGCAGCUGCUGCCUCACAGAGAUCAAACAGACGGAGGAGAAAUACACAGAGACCCUGGAGUCCAUCGAGAAGUAUUUCCUGAAUCCUCUGAGGACAUUUUUCUCUGCGGCUGAAAUUGACAAAGUUUUUGUCAACAUUCCGGACCUGGUUAAAGUUCACAAGAGCCUGAUGGUCGACGUGCAGGACUCCAUCUUAAACAAAAACGCCUUAAAUCUAUACCAGAUUUUCAUCAGCUACAAAGAAAGACUGCUCAUUUAUGGGAUGUACUGCAGUCAGGUGGAGAUCGCCAUCGCCGUGUUAGACCUCAUUUGCAAAGAGAAAGAGGAUGUUCGUCUAAAGCUGGAGGAGUGCUCAAAGAGGGCCAACAAUGGGAGGUUUACACUGAGAGACCUGCUGGUUGUCCCGAUGCAGAGAGUCCUGAAGUACCAUCUGCUUCUUCAGGAGCUCGUGAAACACACUCACGACGCGGCUGACAAGAGCAACUUGAAGAUUGCACUUGAUGCCAUGAAAGACCUGGCUCAGUUUGUCAACGAGGUGAAGAGAGAUAAUGAAACUAUAAGGGAGAUCGACCAAUACCAGAGGUCUAUUGAAAACCUGAAUGAGCCUUUAAUCAUCUACGGUCGACCGAAAGGUGACGGAGAAGUGCGCAUGGUCUCCAGUGUUGACAAGAGGAAACAGGACAGACACAUCUUUCUAUUUGAUGUGGCUGUCAUUGUAUGCAAGAGAAGAGGAGACAACUAUGAGAUGAAGGACAUACUCGACCUAAACUACUUCAAGAUCACCAACAACCCCACCACGGACAGGGAGGGUAAAAAGUGGUGCUACGGGUUCUACGUGACUCACCAGCAGGGGCACACGGGCUUUGAGCUCUUUUUUAAGACCAGAGAGCUGAAGAAGAAGUGGCUGGAUCAGUUUGAAAUGGCCAUAUCAAAUAUUCGACCAGAGAAAGCCAACCACAACACCCACCAGUUCAAGAUGUACACCUUUGAAAGGAUCACUUCCUGUAGUUUCUGUCACCUCUUGCUCAGGGGCAUCUUUAACCAGGGUUACCACUGUCUUAAAUGUGGGCUGGGGGCUCAUAAGGAGUGUCUGGGACGACUGGGAAUCUGUGGGAGAACAGAUUCCGCCAAGCCGAAGCCCAAGGCUCCUUUCCCUCUCCAUCCUCAGGAAAUCACAACUCCACCAGACCCAGGUUUACCCAGGAUGGUUGUGAUCAGAGACUACAGUGGCAUCCCCUGUCCCCAGUGUGGGCCCCCACUAAGCAUUCAUGCGGGGGAUGUCAUUGAACUGAUGUUUGCCGACCUGCACAGCUCCUGGUGGCAGGGAAGAGUUCUGGCGACCAGCAAGAUUGGCUUCUUUCCGAGUGAUGCUGUGAGGCCUUGCCCGUGUGUUCCAAAACCUGUCGAUUACUCUGCCCAGACCUGGUUUGCAGGGCCAAUGGAGAGAUACCAGGCCGAGGUGGAGCUUCUGGACCGAGGAAACAGCACCUAUCUCAUUCGACACAGGAGUAAAGAGUGCACUGAAUAUGCCAUAAGUAUAAAGUUCAACGAUAAAGUCAAGCACAUUAAGAUUCUGACUAAGGAUGGCUGCUUUUACAUCGCUGAGAGCCGGCUGUUCAAGACUGCGCUGGACUUGGUGGAAUACUACAAGCAGCACUCUCUGAAGGAGGGUUUCAGCAGUCUUGACACCACUCUGCAGGUCCCCUAUAGGGAGCUGUCCAAUGGAAACAUGCCCAAGGCCAUUACCAAGGCUGGCAGUGUGUUUUCUCCCAGGGUCGUUGGUAUUGCAGUGGCACGCUAUGACUUCUGCUCCAGAGACACGCGGGAGCUCUCCCUGCAGCAGGGAGACAUUAUCAAGAUCUACACCAAGAUGUCCAAUGGGUGGUGGAAGGGAGAGGCCAACGGCAGGAUGGGCUGGUUCCCCUCUACCUACGUGGAAGAGGAAGACUGACUUUGGGGGGGGGGAUGACAUCAAGUCAGCAUCCAUUCAAAGCCGAGCACUUCCAGCGAGCGCCGUGCUGCUCAGCCGCUCUCUGUGCCCUACAAGUCAGAUCUAUUUGAUAAAACCCAGAGACUCAAACUAAAGAGGAAGAGGCAGUGCCCUCAAAAACCUUCUCCUGCCCUCUGACAGACUCUCACACAGAGUAGAUGUCAAAUCACAGAUUCCAGGAGCGUCACGCCAUAUCUCGCCUCUCUGCGGCCCCGUAUGUCCCCGCGGCCCACUGGGAAGUGCAUGUGCUGUACCCAGAUAACCCUCACCCCCCCCCCCCCCCCCCCCCCUCCCUUCCUGCUCACCUUGUCUUAUUAUUGAUGACUCCAUUGGCUGGUGUGAGACUUGCCUUCACUGUCAUCAUGUUUCAAUACCAGGAAGGCUCAGUCACCCAACUGGAACACAGAUCCUGCUGACAGCGCACCGCGCAGGUACCGCAACUAAUUGAAAUGCAGGAGCUGAGACUGUUGUUGGAACAAUAUAGCCCUCUCUGCUUUUUAUACUUUUGUCUUCAACUUUCUGUCUAAGACUUUUAUUUUUGAACAGUUUAAAUCACUGGACUGAUGUUAACUACUGUAUGUGAUAUUUAUGUCUCCGUUUUGAAACACGGAUGGAAAGGUUUCAGUGCCCGGGACAUGAAGGAUGAGGUCAUGCACAUGUGGUGGGUUUGCAAUUUUAAUGAACUGACAGUCUUGUUGAGCCAGAAGUGAUAUCAUUACAGGAUAAUGUUGUCGUCGAAAGUUUUAAAAUCCACCGCUGAUAAAGCUUUGAUUCCUAUUCUGUUAUCAUUUCUUUCAAAUUCUUUAAAUCACCACCAUGAGACAUUGGAUAGGAUCUGCAACAAUGCUGAGGCCAGCCACCGGGACAGCAACUAUUUCUGCACAGAGAACCGUCUCAGGGAAGCUCAUCAGCUGGUUGUCCUCACCUUGACCUGACAGCAGUCUGUCGUCGUCGCCCACCUCUGAUGGCGUGAUUGUGCUUAUAUUUUUGUUCAGUGUAGUUCACUCUUUCAUUGUUUCCACCCAAAUGUAAAGUGUCAGUUUGACAUUUUAGGAAAUACACUCAUUUGCUCUCUUGCCAAAAAGUUAAAUGAGAAGAUCGAUACCGCUCUCAUAUUUAUAUGUUCAAAAUGAAGCGACUGCCAGCAGCGGGUUAGCUUAAUUUAUCAUGAUGACGGGAUCAGGGGGAACAUGUGGUAAUAUUUCAGAGACUCUGCUGGUUCCAGUCAACCUCACGACGAUGACAAAACUCCAGGAAUUAGUGCGCUUGAGGUGCUGGUAGGUAUGUAUGCUAAGCUAAACCAAGCUUGCUCUGUAUUUACAGUACAUUUUUACACAAGUUGAGUAAAAUAUUCUGUUAGUCUUUCCAUCUUUGAGUCAAACUAACUGCUGGCUGUAGCGUCAUAUUUAAUGGACAGAUAAGAGUGGAAACAGUAUUCUCCUCUAACUCUAGACAAGAAAGUGAAUAAGCGUAAUUCCUAAAAUAUCGAGGUAUUCAUUUACGCCAAACCUGCCUGCAGUUUCGGCUGGCCCCGUGAGACUAAAGUGAAUAUAGUAAAUCAUCAAAAGGAAAAAAAGGAACGCACACUUUGCUAACAUUUCACAUUGUUCCCAUUUUAAUGGCACUAAAGUUAACAAAAGAAGACCCAUUUCUCAUGUUUCAUGCAGUGUGAAAUAAUCAAAGAGAGAUAAUAUGCACAAAGCCAAAUAAGUCUUAAAAGUGCAUGUGUGUGGGGUGCAUUGUGUAACUGGAGGUAGGCCUACGUACUUCAUCUUUUCAUAAUUCAUCGUAGAAACAGGUGUGCCCUUUUUACAUUCCACACAUUUUGUGUUUACCUCGACUCUUUUUUGGUUUCAGAAUGAAUGAUUCAAAGGUGAUGUAACAGCUGUUCACUGUAGAGCAAGGUAGCACGAGGGCGUUAAGUGAUGCUGUUCUUCCUUCAAACGUUAACAUCCCGCCAACCAUGAGUGUGACAUCAAUAUUUAAUAAAAGCAUACUCUUUGAGUUGUACUGUU